AUGGUGGCGCUUUCGCCUUCUGGGGGGACCCCCUCUGUCUCGUAUGACUAUCCUGUCAAUGGCAUUUCUGCCAGUUUGAGGGGACAAGGCACCAUACACGACAGAGAUGAGUUACCAAUCCGCCCCAGGCCCUCGACAGCGUCUCCAUCAUCAAGAGCACGAUCGUUGCUUGCAGCGUUCGUUGUAGUUUCAGCUGUCGUAUUUCUUGCUUACGCAUGCAGCUUUUUUAUCAGAAAAAGGGUAACUGCUUCGUCUUCUAGUCGUAGACUGGCAGACAGCUCGAGUGGGGAUGAAUGUGAGGACUCAAGAGACUCGAGUAGCACAGCUUCCCCUGAAGAGGCUUCGCCAGAAACCCAACAGCCAACGAGCAUGCAACUAACUCCUUCUGAUGAACUUCUGCUUUCCGAAUCAGAAACAGUGGAACCUACAACUUCAGCACGCUCAGCAGCCGCUGGGUAUGGCAAAGUGAUGCCGGGAGAAGAGUCCCCACCGUCAGAGGAACGAAGGAGUCCAACAGCUCUUAAGAGGAAAGGGGAAGAACCACCCACCCCGCGGAUGGGAGCAAAGCCCCCCAGACUUGAUAUACCAAUUGAGGAGACGGCAUCGCCGCCACCUCCCCCCCCUCUAGACCCUGAUUUCGAUGAGUUUAUUGAGAAGAUGUUGCGUGAAGCUGAAGAAGCCCUUUCUCCAGAUACUUGGGUUUCUGAAGAAGGUCCGAGGCUCACCACGAUGGAUUGGGGCCCUGAUUUCGAGCCCCCGGCACUGGAAGGUGACCCUCAGACGUCGGGCGCAGCCGCAGCCUCGGGGGGGCCAGCGUAUGAACUGCCCCCGACGACUAGUACGUUGCCAAGCGAGGUUGAAGAGCCCAAAGAAGAGAGUGUCAGUGCAGCAUUGUCACCCGCUGGCAGUUCAGGCAGCCAGAUGCAGCAAGGAUCGCCCCACGAAGUUGAAUCCCCGCCCAGUUCAGGCACCCAGAUGCAGCAAGGAUCGCCUCACGAAGUUGAAUCUCCGCCCAGUGGGCCUUUCCCCGAUGCAGCCGAGACGGCGACAGGGUCACCUGAAGAACUCGCAGAAGGAGCAGCCGCAUUUCCCAAAGAAGGAGGGGGAACCAGCUCUGAAGAAACAGAUGAGGAGCCCUUGCCGUCUUCGUCCGGGGACUCUGCCUCCUCGCCUGAGCUGCCGCCGGAGUUCAGCUUCCCUGAGGACAGUGAAUCACCUGAGCAGUUGGAGCCUGGGGCAGAGGGGCGUUCUGAUGCAGACGUUAUUGCCCGAUUCCCGUGGCUCGGGCACAAGUUUGGGAGGUUUCCUGAAAGCGAGCUGAUGCUGCAUCCGUUCUACCGCCAGCCCGGUCCUCUGCCGGAACUCGGCGACAGAGCCGUUAACAUGCGCAAAGUAGAACGGUUAGCCUCACGCAAUGCGUACCCAAGCGUAAUGCUUACUAAGUACAAAGAUAUAUUGAGGAUACCUGAGCUGACCGAAAGGGACAUCGGCGAAUUUAUACGCCAGAUAGAACGUCUGAUUGGUUAUGCAUUGGGGAGAAUGGCGGUGACGUACAAACGAAGCCAAGCGUCGUGCGCCAUAGACGCUCUGGGAAUGGCAUUUAUUACCCUCGAUGCGCUGUACUGCGCAGCAGAACUACUGGGUGACCGGUCGAUGAAGCAGCAUUGGUGGGAUCGGAUAAUUAGUCGCAUAGAGCCUUUACGAUACGUGCCAUCGAGGGAUACCCAGCUUACUGAGGAACGCACACGAAACGCAGACCUCGCGCGCGCGCUGGACGCCGCUCUGGAUUACUUUAGGGCAGGCGAGCGGCCCGCACCUAUCCUGACGAUCGGCUUGAAGGAGGCAUUGUUUUGUGAACCGGGCUCGUCGAAAUUUAGGGGCCACCUAUCCUGA
This is a messenger RNA of Eimeria mitis, 1893 nucleotides long. RefSeq lists its product as uncharacterized. Lineage: Eukaryota; Apicomplexa; Conoidasida; Eucoccidiorida; Eimeriidae. The record is from RefSeq and is a predicted model, not a curated record.